AUGCUUGCGCCUGCUGUCCCAGAGAUCGUUGAAGAAGAGAUAGAAACCGCCAUCGAAUAUCGAAAUGAAGCUCUCCAGGUCAUUCGCGAACUUGGACCGCCAGAUCUUGUUCAUCUAGUCAAACAAUCCAAAUCUGGCGGUCGUCAGAGCGGAGUCUAUCAUCAUGUCACAGGUGCCGACGCUUCAUCUUCCGCCAGUCUUGCUGCUUACGUCAACACCCUUGUCUAUACGCCCAUGGACAAAACCCACAAGGUGGUGUCAGGGCUCUACUGCUGCUACAAUGCCUUCUCACAUGUGGACAUGCGAGUAGAUGUGAAGAUUCCAGGGAGCGUGGAGGCCUACUGCAUAGACGAUCGAGGAGAUAAAAGAGUAACAUCGGAAGCUCUAUGGUUGGAAACGUUUCUCUGCGCCGUAUUGCGAGCAUAUUCCUAUGCGGAUGAUGGGAGUGGAGACAAUAUCAAGAAAAUCAUCGGCGUGAGGAGAUUUGACCCUAUCACCAGCACUGAGAUGGAGCAUAAAUUUCUUGACGCUGCAGAGCGACUUUUUUUCAAAGGGCCUCAGCUUGGGUCUGAUCCUGAAGUGCAAGUUCCAAGUAUAGUGUCCAACCAUCUCACAACCGGCCUUCUCGACUAUAUACAUACGACAGGACGCUACACGUCAGGCAUAAAUCUUUUUGAGAAGCUGCGGACAAAAGAAAUAGAGGUCUCAUCGCUCCUUGCGAAAGUCCUCAUGGCGGCAGAUGAAGAGGUCCAAGCAAUCAAACUGCUUCAUGACUCGAUCAAUGAGUUACCAAUGGAGUAUUCGUUGCUAGACUGCCAAUCUGCAUUUUGUCAGGGCAAAGGACGGCUAGAUUGGGCCCUCGAUUGCGCCAAACGAAGUGUAACGGCCGCUCCCAGCGAAUUUGGCACAUGGGCGAGGCUGGCCGAAGUAUAUCUUGGCCUUGAGCAAUGGGAUUUAGCCCUUCUCACGCUGAACUCGUGUCCGAUGUUUACAUAUCAAGACAAGGAUGCACCAAGAAUGCCAGAGCCAGCGAGAGUGCUUCUCCCCGUCUUGCCAGAAAGUAUGUUGGAUGAAAUUGAUGAAUCAUCACAAGCAUACGAUAGCGAAAUGAUAAAUCCAUCACUACGGAGGCUUCAUGCCGCCAAUUACAAAGGUACAUUCUUGAAGGCCUAUAGCUUACUCACAGAAGUCACAUCAAAGAUUGGCUGGGAUCAGCUGCUGAAGAUAAGAAGUCACGUGUUUGUUAUGGAGGAGGAAUAUCGAAGCGAGAAACAGACUGCAAACCCCCAGCCAACGACAAGUCAAAAUCCAAGCACUGUAGCAUUGCAUUCUCCUAGUCCAAAGCUGAACGGUGCAACGCCAGAAGACCUGAAAGUUGAUGGUGAGUCGACGGAGAGUGAAGGACGAGAGACGCUUGAGCCAUUCACCCCAUCAACCGUUGGUGAAGUACCGACCAGUCCCAACAAUGCAACAGAAGUAUCCGAGCAAUCAUUGGAAAAACCGAAUCACACGAUAACUUCCGAGCAAGUCAAGUCAGGAAAUGAAGAUAAUACGCAGCCUCAGAAUCAGUACGCACAAUUUCGUCACAAACGACUUUGUGAGAGAUGGCUUGACAACCUCUUUAUGGUCUUGUACGAAGAUCUACGGAUAUAUACGAUAUGGAGGACGGAGAUGGCUCGAGCUAAAAGUGAAGAAGGCGGGAAUUACCAGAGAUCAGCAGAGGAGUGGGAGAUACUGGGCGAGUUGGCAGAGAGACUCCACCAUUUCCCGGAAGCCGUGGAGGCAUAUCAGAAUUGUUUGAGAGUCAGAUUCAGUCCAAAGGCCAUGAAAGCCGUCCUCAAACUGUGUGAAGCACAAGGGAAAGUUCACGAAGUAUUGCAGAGUCUGAUCAGGCUGAUCGCCUGGCAAUACCGUUGGUAUUCUGAGUUCUCCCCAGCACUUCUUCGGACUGUUCGCAAUCUCAUCGAGAGCGAAGGUGCGGUAAAGGUCCGAAGCAUUGUCCAAGCCACAAGCCUACCUCAACCGGUUCUGGAUCUGACUCACAGAUAUGUCGAGCUUUGUGCCACCUUCAGAUCAAAUGGUAGUGAUGGCUAA
Messenger RNA from Bacidia gigantensis, 2094 nucleotides. RefSeq lists its product as uncharacterized. Gene Ontology annotation, cellular component: exomer complex. NCBI's taxonomy places the organism in Eukaryota, Fungi, Ascomycota, Lecanoromycetes, Lecanorales, Ramalinaceae. Gene Ontology annotation, biological process: Golgi to plasma membrane transport. The coding region runs from base 1 to 2094 and encodes 697 amino acids. Gene Ontology annotation, molecular function: protein binding. The record is from RefSeq and is a predicted model, not a curated record. The transcript is spliced from 5 exons.